Messenger RNA from Cyprinus carpio (common carp), 4852 nucleotides. Its product is annotated as short transient receptor potential channel 7-like. Gene Ontology annotation, biological process: manganese ion transport; regulation of cytosolic calcium ion concentration; calcium ion transmembrane transport. The record is from RefSeq and is a predicted model, not a curated record. Gene Ontology annotation, cellular component: membrane; cation channel complex. Lineage: Eukaryota; Metazoa; Chordata; Actinopteri; Cypriniformes; Cyprinidae. Bases 109 to 2649 code for a protein of 846 amino acids. Gene Ontology annotation, molecular function: protein binding; store-operated calcium channel activity; inositol 1,4,5 trisphosphate binding. The transcript is spliced from 11 exons.
CUGGGUGUGUUUUGAGGUUAAAACUCUGCUCCCACUUGUUGCUGAAGUUGCGCGUCUCAGUUUCAGGAAGCCCUUUCCUUCACCAGAUGCGGAGCACGAGCUCUCCCGAUGUCUGACGAAGGCGAGGGGCUCCGUGCCUCCUCUUCCUCUCCCUCCCCGCCCUCCUCUCAAGCUCCUGCCGUUCAGACUCGUCUCCCUCAGCCGCCGAGACCCCUGAAGCGGCGGGCAUCUGCGCCACUUCCACGCACCGACUCGCGACCCAGAGACGCGUUUCCCAGCGAUCCGCUGGACUUGAUCGGGCGCUCGCCGGCGCGUAUAGGGCGAUGCUGCGCCGCGUCUCCGGUGCGCGACGGUCUCCAGAACCGCGGACAGCGGCGGCGCUCGCCACACAGAGCCGACCAUGAGACGCGCAGCCCGGAGGAGUUGAUCGAGACCCCGUACAGCUGCGCUCCACCGGACACGUCAGAGGUCAUGCAUCGCAGGCACACCACCCUGCGAGAGAAGGGCCGUCGGCAGGCCAUCCGAGGCCCUGCCUACAUGUUCAACGAACGUGGCACCAGCCUCACGGCAGAGGAGGAGCGUUUCCUUGAUGCAGCAGAGUACGGUAACAUUCCCGUUGUGCGCAAAAUGCUGGAUGAGUCCAAAACGCUUAACUUCAACUGCGUAGACUACAUGGGGCAAAACGCGCUGCAGUUAGCAGUCGGUAACGAGCACCUGGAGGUCACAGAGCUCUUGCUAAAGAAGGACGGGAUGGCACGCAUUGGCGACGCGCUUCUUUUGGCGAUCAGCAAAGGUUACGUGCGAAUCGUGGAGGCCAUUUUGGCUCAUCCGGCAUUCGCGGGUGGUUUGAGACUGACUUUGAGCCCGCUGGAGCAGGAACUGAGGGACGACGACUUCUAUGCUUACGACGAGGAUGGGACGCGGUUUUCGCACGAUGUGACGCCGGUGAUUCUGGCCGCGCACUGUCAGGAGUACGAGAUCGUACACAUCCUGCUGAUGAAGGGCGCCAGGAUCGAGCGGCCGCAUGACUACUUCUGCAAGUGCUACGAGUGCACAGAGAAACAGAGACGCGACUCGUUCAGUCACUCCAGAUCGCGCAUGAAUGCAUAUAAAGGGCUUGCUAGCGCCGCCUACCUGUCACUGUCCAGUGAAGAUCCCGUACUGACCGCACUAGAGCUCAGCAAUGAACUCGCACGACUUGCUAACAUAGAGACGGAGUUUAAGGAUUUAAUUGACAGGUGGGUUGGGUACAGGAAGUUGUCCAUGCAGUGUAAGGAUUUCGUGGUGGGCGUUCUGGAUCUCUGUCGUGACACAGAGGAAGUGGAGGCCAUUCUGAACGGUGAUGUGGACCAGAACCCGCCCACAGAACACCAGAGACCCUGUCUGAGCCGCAUCAAACUAGACUUUAAAUAUGAUGUUAAACGAUAUAUCGCACACCCCAAUUUGUCGUCCUCCUCUUUUCUCAUCUGGUAUGAGAAUCUGUCGGGUUUGCGGCAGCAGUCCAUCGGGGUGAAGUGUUUGACCGUUCUGGGCGUCACUGUCGGAUUGCCUUUCCUCGCCAUCGCCUUACUGGAUCUGCUCCGGCAGCAAGCUUCCAGUUACAUAAUGUACCAUGGUAUUGGUGCUGUAUUUUCAGUAAAGCUCUCUGUGUGUGUUUCUGUUGCAGCGAGGAACAGGUGGAGGCCGUCGGAUCCUCAGCUGAUCUCGGAGGGUCUGUACGCCAUCGCUGUGGUCCUGAGCUUCUCUCGCAUCGCCUACAUCCUGCCAGCCAAUGAGAGCUUCGGCCCACUGCAGAUCUCUCUGGGACGAACGGUGAAGGACAUCUUCAAGUUCAUGGUCAUCUUCAUCAUGGUUUUCGUGGCCUUUAUGAUCGGCAUGUUCAACCUGUACUCAUAUUACCUGGGGGCCAAAUAUAACCCCGCCUUCACCACGGUUGAGGAGAGCUUUAAGACUCUGUUCUGGUCCAUAUUUGGUCUGUCGGAGGUGAUUUCUGUGGUUCUGAAGUAUGAUCAUAAGUUCAUCGAGAACAUCGGUUACGUUUUGUACGGGGUUUAUAACGUCACCAUGGUGGUUGUUCUUCUCAACAUGCUGAUCGCAAUGAUCAACAGCUCCUACCAGGAAAUUGAGGAAGACGCUGAUGUGGAGUGGAAGUUUGCUCGUGCUAAACUCUGGUUGUCAUAUUUCGAUGAAGGACGGACGCUGCCUGCGCCGUUUAACCUGGUGCCCACUCCAAAAUCCUUCUACUAUCUGAUCAUCCGGGUCAAGUCCUGCCUUAUACAACUGUGUAAGGGCAAAGGUCAUCGGCAUGAAAGUGAGCUGGAGAUGGGAAUGCUCAAUUCACGCCUAAAGGCUGAUCGCCAUCGAGCAAAUGUUAGAAGCCGAGAGGAGAACACUUUCAAAAAACCCAUCAAAAACCCCACAAGAUAUCAAAAGAUAAUGAAGCGCUUGAUUAAGCGCUAUGUUUUGAAGGCUCAGGUCGACAGAGAGAAUGAUGAAGUUAAUGAAGGUGAACUGAAAGAAAUAAAACAGGACAUCUCCAGUCUGCGCUACGAACUUCUGGAAGAAAAAUCUCAGGCCACUGGAGAACUGGCUGACCUUAUUCAACAACUCAGCGACAAGUUCGGCAGGAACGCCAAGAAACAACCUUGAGACAGACAGACAGAUGGAGAGAGUUAUACGGUAGUUUAGGAGCAGUAUCUGGACACUUAAGACACUUAAAAAUGUCUGAAUGUCAUUCAUUAGAUACAAAAUGCAUACAAAAGAUGCACAAACACAAUUUACAAGCAAAAUAGAUGAAAGACGGAUGUUUGUAUGGUUUGAUAUGAUAAAAUGGAUCUAGUGUAAAGACAGACAGUAUUGCAUUUGUUUGUUUAUGGUUAGUGGAUGAUGUGCUAGUUGAUGAGAUUAUCUGACAUCUGUGUGAAUUUGAAGCUUAAUUCUGCCAAAAAAAAUAAAUAAAAUAAACUGUAAUUUUAUCUCACAAUUCUGACAUUUUUCUGGACCUGAACUGAAAAUGUUUUUCUUAAAAUUGUGGGCAAAUCUACUUGCAAUUUGGAGAAGAAAAAUCUGAAUUGUGAGAUAAACUAGCAAUUGCGAAAAAAGGCGGAAUAACAAGAUUCCCGCAAAUGUGAGAUAUAAACGACCUAUUCUGAGAAGAAAAGUCCAAAUUGUGAGAUAUAAACUAGCAAUUGUGAAAAAAAGUCUGAAUUACGAGAUUCCUGCAAUUGCGAGAUAUAAACUAACUAUUAUGAGAAUAAAAGACAGAAUUGUGAGAUAUAAGCUACCAAUUCUGAGAAGAAAAGUCUGAAUUGUGAGAUAUAAUCUAGCAAUUGCGAAAAAAAAGUCUGAAUUACGAGAUUCACGCAAUUAUGAGAUAUGACCUACCUAUUCUGAGAAUAAAAGACCAACUUGUGAGAUAUAAACUAGCAGUUCUGAGAAGAAACGUCCGAGUUGUAAGAUAUAAACUAGCAAUUGCAAAAAAUAAGUCUUAAUUAUCAGAUUCCCGCAAUUGCGAGAUAUGAACUACCUAUUCUGAGAAUGAAAGACCAAAUUGUGAGAUAUAAACUAGCAGUUCUGAGAAGAAAUGUCCGAAUUGUAAGAUAUAAUCUAGCAAUUGCAAUAAAAAAGGUCUGUAUUACGAGAUUCUCGCAAUUACGAGAUAUGAACUACCUAUUCUGAGAAUGAAAGACCAAAUUGUGAAAUAUAAACUAGCAGUUCUGAGAAGAAACAUACAAAUUGUAAGACAUAAAUUAGCAAUUGCAAAAAAAAAGUCUGAAUUAUGAGAUUCCAAAUUUUGAGAAUAAAAGACCAAAUUUUGAGAUAUUACUAAGCAAUUGUAAAAAAAAAAAAAAGGCUGAAUUACGAGAUUCCCGCAGUUGCAAGCUAUAAGCUACCAAUUCUGAAAGGAAAAGUUUGAACUAUGAGAUAAAAAGUCUUCUUAGAAUUGUGAAAUAACAUCUCAAGCUUAUGUUUUGUAAUUCUGACUUUUUUUUUUCUUAGAAAAAAGGGAUUAAAAAGUUGCAAUCAAAUUUUUUUAUUUAUUUUUAUUCUGUAGUGGAAACAAGCUUCCAUAGAACUGAAUUCAUAGAUCCACUAAAAAUCAACAGCUAAGAAAAGAUUCUAGACGCACGGAUACAGACACACAUACAGACACACACACACACACACACACACACACACACACUUGAUUUAAUGAAUCACAUUCAGACAUUUGUAAUGAUAGUAAAUAUGGGAUGUUGUUGUUGCAUUAAAGUGAAAAAAGAGUAGUAAUGUUUUCUGAUAAUAAAACCGCUUUAGUUCCCCAGACUGAUUCGAUUACAUCAUCAGUCCAAUCAAAAUGAUUUAUCUCAGAGCUGGUUGGUAAGUGAAGGAAAUGAGCAAACAGGACUGUCUGGGAUCCGUGAAUGAUGAACUGAUGUGAAUUCACUCAGAUACUGAACAUCUUCCAGAAAAGAGAGUGAGAGAUGAGAAAAAGUGAGAGGAGAGACAAACAGACUAAACGAGGGUAAAAGGCUCAAAGCAGGUAUGCAGUGCAUUCUGGGAUAUAGCCUCCCUUAAGAGUCAUUUCCUGUCCUGAGAUUGUAUCUCAAGGGAGACAAACAUAAAGAGAAAAGGAAAACAGUAGAUAAAAACACUGUGAUGUUGACCAGUUAUGAUAUGAUUUAAUUUAAAAAUAUUUGAAACAUUUAAUUAUGAGUCAGAUGAGCAGUAACAGUGAGAAGGUGCAUAAACAUCUUUUUCCUCUUCACACCAUACAGGCCAUCUAAUUAACACAAGAACACAGACACACACACAGGCAAAUCUCACAAAAAAAAAAAAAAAUUCACCCAGUGAUCAAAAGAGAAAAAAUAUA